Molecule: messenger RNA, 806 nt
Organism: Clarias gariepinus (North African catfish)
Lineage: Eukaryota; Metazoa; Chordata; Actinopteri; Siluriformes; Clariidae
Gene: eef1b2
Product: eukaryotic translation elongation factor 1 beta 2
Exons: 6
Coding region: 82-762 (226 amino acids)
Biological process (GO): translational elongation
Cellular component (GO): eukaryotic translation elongation factor 1 complex; cytosol
Molecular function (GO): translation elongation factor activity; guanyl-nucleotide exchange factor activity
Source: RefSeq, a predicted model, not a curated record
GCUGCUUUCUCGUUCCUUCGCGCUUCCCUUAAGCCCACACGCUCCUCUUUGUCCACGUGUACUCCAGCCUCGAUUACAACAAUGGGCUUCGGUGAUCUGAAAACUCCUGCAGGUCUUAAAGUUUUAAACGAUUUUUUGUCAGAUAAGAGCUAUAUCGAGGGCUAUGUACCAUCCCAGGCUGACGUUGCAGUAUUUGAUGCCCUGUCUGGUGCCCCAUCUACAGACCUGUGCCAUGUCCUUCGCUGGUACAACCAUAUCAAGUCUUACCAGAAAGAGAAGGCCAGUCUCCCAGGAGUGAAGAAGCCUCUCGGUCAGUACGGCCCUGCUGGUGUGGAGGACACGACCAGUUCUGCUGCUCCCGCUAAACAAGAGGAGGAGGACGAGGAUAUCGAUCUGUUUGGUUCUGAUGAAGAGGAGGAUGAAGAGACCAAAAGGAUUAAAGAGGAGAGAUUGGCAGCCUACAAUGAAAAGAAAUCAAAAAAGCCAGCCUUAAUCGCCAAAUCCUCCAUCCUUCUGGAUGUCAAGCCUUGGGAUGACGAGACAGAUAUGUCCAAGCUUGAGGAGUGUGUACGCAGCAUCGAAUUGGACGGUCUGGUUUGGGGCCAGUCCAAAUUCUUGCCAGUCGGUUACGGCAUUAAGAAGCUGCAGAUUGCGUGUGUGGUGGAAGACGACAAAGUUGGAACCGAUCAGCUGGAGGAGCUGAUCACCGCUUUCGAAGACUACGUGCAGUCCAUGGAUGUGGCAGCUUUCAACAAGAUUUAAAACCCCACAGUGAAAUGUUGAGCACAAUAAAAUAGCACUUAAAA